CUAUCCAGCAUCAUCCCUUAUAAGCAAGCAUAGCACAGCAGCAAGAAUUUAGGUAAACUAAGAAAAUAAAAAUGGAGCAGCAGCAGCAAAAAAACCCACUACUCCAAUUCCAGGUGAAGUUUAAGGAGAUAGAGAAUGGUUUCAAACUAUGGUUAUCCAAACAGUCCUUACCUGUGGAAGCCGCCGUCGUCUCCGCCACCGCCUCUAUUCAGGGCGCCGCUAUUGGCGGCAUCAUGGGAACCCUAACUCCUGACAUCGCCUCUUCUAUUCCCACUCCUCCUCCUGACGCCGCCUUAAACCCUCAGGCCAUGGCUUCUUUCAAGCAAGCUCAGGCUCUGUCUGGAGGUCCCUUCGUACAAGCUCGUAAUUUCGCUGUUAUGACUGGUGUUAAUGCUGGUAUAUCCUGUGUUAUGAAAAGAAUUAGAGGCAAGGAAGACGUCCAAUCCAGCAUGGCAGCAGCUUUUGGUUCUGGAGCCAUGUUUUCGUUGGUGAGUGGAAUGGGUGGACCAAAUCAGGCUGCAAAUGCAGUUACUUCUGGACUAUUUUUUGCACUAGUUCAAGGUGGGAUUUUCCAGCUAGGGCAAAAAUUCUCUCAACCACCUGUUGCAGAUACGUUUUACGACAAAACAAGAACCUUGCUAACCAGUCUCGGUCUACAAAAUUAUGAGAAGAAUUUCAGGAAAGGAUUGUUAACGGAUACUACUUUGCCAUUGCUGACUGAUAGUGCUCUAAAAGAUGUCAGAAUCCCUCCCGGACCAAGACUCAUUAUUCUUGAUCAUAUCCAAAGGGAUCCGGAACUGAGAGAAAGGCGAGGAAUCCGUCGUUGAGCGUGUGUAUUCACAAAAACAAGUUAGUUGCUGGAGAGAAGUUUAAUUCGGUAUAAUAGAGAUGUAAUCAUGAUUGAUCGUUCAUCUUCCUUCCGAACUCCAAUUGUGAAUUGCAACGAAGUGCAUUCUAUAAGAUGGUAUUUUUAUAUAAUUGAGUAAUUGAGCCAAGUAUUUUGCUUUCA
Molecule: messenger RNA, 1009 nt
Organism: Mercurialis annua (annual mercury)
Lineage: Eukaryota; Viridiplantae; Streptophyta; Magnoliopsida; Malpighiales; Euphorbiaceae
Product: chloroplastic import inner membrane translocase subunit HP30-2
Exons: 6
Coding region: 72-827 (251 amino acids)
Biological process (GO): protein insertion into mitochondrial inner membrane; protein targeting to chloroplast
Cellular component (GO): chloroplast inner membrane; TIM22 mitochondrial import inner membrane insertion complex
Molecular function (GO): protein binding; transmembrane protein transporter activity
Source: RefSeq, a predicted model, not a curated record